Messenger RNA from Acaulospora morrowiae, 424 nucleotides. NCBI's taxonomy places the organism in Eukaryota, Fungi, Glomeromycota, Glomeromycetes, Diversisporales, Acaulosporaceae. The record is from the annotation of a GenBank genome assembly.
AUGGUAGAUGCUUGCCUGAAUCCGAAUGAGAUGACCACGGCAAGACUGUUGUUAAAACACACGCGCACUUCAAAUCUCGGAUGCAUUUAUGGACUAGAGUCCAAGUUCUUGGGUUACUUUCGUAAAGAUCUUUAUAUUCACAAUCUUGUGGCUCGAAUCUUAGUGAAUAAUAAAAGAAUCGAGCAGGCGCAAGAGGUUCUGCUUGAAAUUCAGCAAUUGGGUCUAACACCGAACGUUGACACUUAUAGGAUUAUGAUUCAUUUUGCGGAAGUUCAAAAGAAUUCAAAGAAUGCGAUGCAAGUAUUUCAGGAAAUGCGGCGAAAAAAAUUUACGGUGGAUCAUGUGACCCUUUUAUAUCUGAUAAGGUGUUUGUGCGCGGCCGGAGAUUUCGAGGGCUCAAAAAUGGUUAUUGACUUGAUGCAAA